AUGGGCCCUGGCGACUACGAAGGGGCCCAGUUCCUGGUGGCCCAGCCUAAGGAAGCGAACUCUGACAUGGAGAUCAACGACCUGGGGCAGCUGGUGCCGAUGUUGGAGCGAGCUGGUGACACAGCCACGGCGGCGAAGCACAGGAGGGUCCUCCUUGAGAAGAAGCGCGAAGCGGCUGAGAAGGAGUAUGUCGCUCCGCUGUCCCAGCGGGUCACCUUGGCCCACAAGCAGGUGGCGGAAGUCAAUCAGAAGUUGGAGAAGGCUGUGGCCCACUUCGAGCGCCUCUCUGAGGGGCUCGAGCACCAGCGCCAGUGGGUGCAGCAGCUUUCGGACGAGCUUGAGGAGCGUGAGGCGGCGCACCGCAGGCUGGUGGUGGAGCUCAAUGCGAAGUUCGUGCCGCCGCAGCAGGACGCCCAGCCCCAGGCGCUCAGCGUGGCGGGCAUCUUGGGCGGCACGAUCGAGUCGAUUCCUCUGUCCUUCGCGGGCCUGGGCUUCGAUGAUGCAGAAUAUGAUAUGGAGGAGGCUGACAAGCGCGAGCUGGCUGACCGCACAACUAGACUGCAGUCUGAGCUGUCGGCGGCGGUCCGAGCCAUGUUCGGGCAGGCGGCUGAGAAGGCCAAGGCUUUCAAGACCGAGCAGGAGCAGAUGGCACUGCGCCUUGCAGGCAAGCGCAGACGUCAGGAGGGAGAUCGGCCCGCUCCUGGCUCCAUGGGGCUGCCGCCGCCAGAGCCCAUCGACGAAGAUGGGCCUGAGGCGGUCUUCUACGACGGUAUCACAGAGUCGGCUGCCAGAUGGACCCCUCGUCUGCAUUCGCCUGAGUCCGGGGCGGACAGCUGGAUGAGGUGGUGCAAGCCCUACGUCAGGGAGCUGCUCCUGCAGGCCUGGGACCUUGACUGGGUGCAGGAGGCUCGCCAGGACAUGACCGUAGACCAGAUGGCGGAAGACAUAUGCACGGAGUCCUGGCAUGAUGGAGCUGAUAAUCGUGUAAACAUCCUCGGCUUCUUUGUUUGGGCUGCGGAUCAUGACAGGGAGAUGCUGCGCUGGGCCCUCCGCCGCCACUGGGAGGAGCUGCGCAGGAUCAAAGAUGAGAUGAGGGACCUGCUGGGCCUUCCUCGCGAUGAGGGCCAGCGGACCUCCGACGUGACUGAGGUCGAUGUGGAAACUGCGCUAACGACUGGAGCUGAGGGCAGCGACUCUGUCGCGCCCUGGCAGCACCAGCGGAGUCUUGGGAGCAGAGCGGAGAUCGACUACUUCGAGUUCGGCUGGGCUAAGCAGAAGCAGAACACGGGCAAGGACCAGCACCGAUUUUAUUUCGCCCACACCACGUCUUGGGGCCAGAAGGCGUGGGACUACCUGAAUCAGUCAGAUGGUGGCGUUGCUGUCUCGGACACUGUCAUGAUUGCAGAACACCACCUCCAUGGUGCCCAGCAGGUGCAGGCGAUCAAGAGGCUCAGUCGGUCAGGUGAAGAGACAGUGCAGGAGGAGCGGGCCACGAGCAUGGAGACGCAGUGGACCAGCCAGACGGUGCGCAUGCGGGACAUCGAUGUCGUCUUCGUCUCGCUGUACCUGGUCACGGGACUGGGCCUGCAAGGGGAGACCACCACCACCCUCGCAGAGGUGGCAGGGCACGUGCGCUCUCAGGGCAAGCCGUGCGUCAUCGCGGGCGACUGGAACAUGGAGAUAGACGAGGUGGCGGAGAGUGGCAUUCAGACUUACCUGCACGGCGUCUUCCGAGCUGCUCCUGGGGAGGCUCCUGGCGGAGCCAGCGCGGCAUGGGGAUCGACCAGUGGCAGCAGGUUCCAGGCCAGGUGCGUGACCUAG
Prorocentrum cordatum is the source of this 1821-nucleotide messenger RNA. The record is from the annotation of a GenBank genome assembly. Lineage: Eukaryota; Dinophyceae; Prorocentrales; Prorocentraceae.